GACUGUGUGCACGGGUGACGUGGGAGCGUGUCAUUACACAAAAUUUUCCGUGGCGUGGUUUUUCAAUGCCCACGAUUUUCACAUUCUCUCGUUCUCUCUCUCUCUCUCUCUCUCUCUCUCUCUCUCUCUCGUUCCAUCUUUGCACUGGUAAUCUUCCUCCUCUACGUCUUCUUCAUUGCUUGUUUCUGCAUUCAGUUGGACUUGCAGUUAUCUCAUCAGAGUGUUGCAGAUGGAAGCGGCCGCUGUUCUCCGAUCCUCUUUUGGCACUUGUAGACCGCCGAGGUUGGCAGCUAGAUCGGGUGUUUCUACUGCGAACGGAACCAACUUUGUGCGAUUCGGUGCCAAGUUUCCAUUCUCAUAUGGAUGGAUGAAGCAAUACCCUUCUGCAUCACACUCAAAGCUGGGGUGUAGGAGAAUAACUGUUGGAAGUAGGAAGAGCUGCCCUGUUAGUGCAUCAUCAUCUUCUGAGACUGGGCAGCCAUCUGCUCCAAUUGCUCCGCUGCAGCUGGAGUCACCAAUUGGGCAGUUUCUGUCUCAAAUCUUGAUAAACCACCCCCAUCUUGUGAUGGCUGCUGUUGAGCAGCAGCUUGAACAGCUUCAAACCGAUCGUGAUGCUGGGAAGCAGGAGGAGCCAUCUGCUUCUGGCACUGAGCUUGUAUUGUACAGGAGAAUCGCUGAAGUUAAAGCAAAUGAAAGACGAAAGGUUCUAGAGGAGAUCUUGUAUGCAUUGGUUGUGCAGAAAUUCAUGGAUGCUGGUGUUUCUUUGAUAUCAACCAUAUCCACACCAUCUUCUUCAGACAGCCAAGUUGACACUUGGCCGAGCCAAGAUGAGAAGCUUGUGCGGCUUCACUCUCCUGAAGCCUAUGAGAUGAUUCAAAAUCAUCUUGCUCUCAUACUUGGUAACCGUUUGGGUGAUUCAACUUCUGUUGCACAGAUUAGCAAACUUAGGGUUGGGCAGGUAUAUGCAGCAUCUGUGAUGUAUGGAUACUUCCUGAAGAGGGUAGACCAGAGAUUUCAGCUGGAAAAGACAAUGAAAAUUCUUCCACAUGGAUCGGAUGAAGAAGAGAUGAAUUUCAAGAAUGAUGAGGUUCGGGAGAUGAUGCCUGAUGGUGGUGAGAGUUCUGUUCGCACUGCACAAUCCGAUGUAGGAGUCUCGUCCUGGUCGGGUGGCAUCAGUACAGGUGGUUUUGGUUAUGGGAUAAAACCUUGCAGGCUGCGAACCUAUGUGAUGUCUUUUGAUGCAGAGACACUUCAGAGGUAUGCAACAAUAAGAUCCAAAGAGGCAGUUAGCAUCAUUGAGAAGCACACAGAAGCAUUGUUUGGAAGACCCGAAAUUGUUUUGACACCGCAGGGAACUAUUGAUUCUUCAAAGGAUGAACUCAUUAAAAUUAGCUUUGGUGGGUUGAAGAGGCUUAUUUUGGAGGCUGUGACUUUUGGUUCUUUCCUUAGGGAUGUUGAGACCUAUGUGGAUAUGAGGUAUCAUUUUGUUAUGAAUUAAAUUUUGCAUAUUUAUAUUUAUGGCAGAAUAUACUUGGUAGCAGAGGGCCUGGAGGCAUGACCCAAAAAACAUGGCUUAUUAAUAUAUUAGUGUAAAUGUGGACAAAGGUUUUUGACUAGUUAAUUAGUACAUGCUUUUGUUGCUUC
This is a messenger RNA of Malania oleifera, 1644 nucleotides long. Its product is annotated as UV-B-induced protein At3g17800, chloroplastic. The transcript has 4 exons. The record is from RefSeq and is a predicted model, not a curated record. Bases 230 to 1498 code for a protein of 422 amino acids. NCBI's taxonomy places the organism in Eukaryota, Viridiplantae, Streptophyta, Magnoliopsida, Santalales, Ximeniaceae.